CCAGGCGACCUCGCUCCCCCAGCUAUCGCUACAGCUCCUCAGACGCGCACCCGGCGCCCUUGCUCUCUCGCCAGAGGUGUCAAAGAAACUACAUCUCCCGACAGGCAGCGUUGCCCUUUCCUUCCUCCCUCGCUCUCCCACUCCAGAUCCCUGGCAACAGCGUGACGUGACGGGACUCGGAGCUGCGGUCAGUGCUAGCCUACCCGGCGCGCGGGCUGGAGCAGGGAGAAGGCAUCCGGAGCCCGCGCCCGCCGCCCUUCCCGCCCGGCCUCCUCCGCAGCCGCCGCAGCCCCGAGUGCCAGGGACGGGCGCGCGCAUGGCCUCUGCGGGCGCGCGGAGGCUGCCGGCCCCGACGCGCGCGGCCGCUCGGAGCUGCUGCGGCUUCUCGCUCCGCCCGGGCACGCGCGCGGUCCCGCCCCCGCCCCCGGGCCCUCCGCGGCCGCCGCGGCCAGUGAGGUUUCUGAUUUCCUGUAACCUCUUCUUGCCUCGCGCUGCCCAGGUCGUGGCGGCCGAGGCUGGCCUACCUCCCAGUCGUUCCUUCAUGGGCUUUGCUGCCCCCUUCACCAACAAGCGGAAGGCUUACUCGGAGCGUAGGAUCAUGGGGUACUCAAUGCAGGAGAUGUAUGAAGUCGUGUCCAAUGUCCAGGAGUACCGAGAGUUUGUGCCGUGGUGUAAAAAGUCACUGGUAGUAUCCAGCCGUAAGGGUCACCUGAAAGCCCAGUUGGAGGUUGGGUUUCCACCUGUCUUGGAACGUUAUACCUCUGCGGUCUCCAUGGUCAAACCACACAUGGUCAAGGCAGUUUGCACUGAUGGCAAGCUCUUUAACCACUUAGAGACUAUUUGGCGAUUCAGCCCUGGUAUUCCUGCCUACCCUCGAACCUGCACUGUGGACUUCUCGAUUUCCUUUGAAUUUCGUUCUCUGCUGCACUCCCAGCUGGCGACCAUGUUUUUUGAUGAGGUUGUCAAACAGAAUGUUGCUGCCUUUGAGCGCCGGGCGGCCACUAAGUUUGGUCCAGAAACAGCCAUACCCCGUGAACUGAUGUUCCAUGAGGUGCACCAGACUUGAGACAAAGAAUUGCUCCCUUGCCUUCACCCCCUCUUCCCACCCAAUUUUUAUUUAUUUGUUUUGGCUCUUGCUCAGAGAGAGGUCUAAGUUUUACUUCUCAAUUCUUCCUAAACUGGGCUGCAUGCUGGCUGGACAUGUGGGGAAGAUAGCACAUACACAGCAAAGAAUGCCUUGUGCCCGCGGCCAUUUCACACCGAAUAAACCCAGAGCUGUAGUCUUUGGACCAGGUCAGGCGGAUAUAGUAGUAACUUCCUCACACAGAGGUACUAGCUGGCAAGUAACUUUUACCCCACUAAGAUUUCUCAGGAGAAGCAAAAGGCAACCUGCCUCAGCUUAGGAACGUGUCCAUGCUGUCUGACGGGUAGAAAGUGAGGAGCUGCUUCACAUCAGUGCCACAGAGCAGAGGAGGAGGAAUUCCUUAAACAGUGUUGGGAUGUACCUUUUUCUUCCACGUGGCCUGAGUUUUUAUAAAACUUCAAUAAAUUGUGA
This is a messenger RNA of Chionomys nivalis (European snow vole), 1555 nucleotides long. RefSeq names its product coenzyme Q10A (gene Coq10a). Gene Ontology annotation, biological process: cellular respiration; ubiquinone biosynthetic process. Gene Ontology annotation, molecular function: ubiquinone binding. Bases 317 to 1066 code for a protein of 249 amino acids. The transcript has 5 exons. NCBI's taxonomy places the organism in Eukaryota, Metazoa, Chordata, Mammalia, Rodentia, Cricetidae. Gene Ontology annotation, cellular component: mitochondrion. The record is from RefSeq and is a predicted model, not a curated record.